Molecule: messenger RNA, 1398 nt
Organism: Cucurbita maxima (winter squash)
Lineage: Eukaryota; Viridiplantae; Streptophyta; Magnoliopsida; Cucurbitales; Cucurbitaceae
Product: F-box/kelch-repeat protein At1g16250-like
Exons: 1
Coding region: 346-1398 (350 amino acids)
Molecular function (GO): protein binding
Source: RefSeq, a predicted model, not a curated record
AAUCAGUGUUCAUAUUUCUUAAUGACAGGUCGCUUCAGUCAACGUUUUAUCUUUUUGAAUUCACUAGCCAAGGGGACAUCCUUCCUUGUUUUCUUCAAACCACACUGCUUCAAAGAAACAACACUAGAAAAGGUAGACGAAUCUUUAUUGGCUAAGAACGAACAAGAAAUUUACUUAGUUUUUGUCACCAGUUUAAUGCUACCUCUCUUUUGUCACCCAAUUUAUGAACUUCGAUGCAAACAAAUUACUAUCCUUAGAAUUAUCCGACUGUUUCCUGCCUAUUUAACCUCCAUCGAUCUUCAUUGUUCAAUUCCCCCGCCAUCACCUUAAACUGAUCAAACCCAUAUGGGUUCGGUUUCGACUGCUUCCGCGUCCCCGUCUCGGCCCCCUGCAGGAAACCCAUCGGCUAAUUUCAAGAUCUGUGUUUCCUAUUGCGGCAAAGAUGCUUCACAAGGCACCACCCUCUCUAAUUGGAUUGAUUGUUACAACCCACAAGACAACUCAUGGAACAGAGUCACUACAAUCCCUGGCCUUCUGGAAAACCACGCUCUUAAGGGAUUUUCAAUGGUUUCAAUCGGAGAAUUCAUAUACGUCAUUGGCGGUCGCCUCUGCGAGAAUAUAGCACCGGUCGACAACCAAAUCCGAAGCGAAUUGGAAGUUCGGCGACAGGUUUGGCGUUACAACGUGUGUGAGAAUAAAUGGUAUAAAUGUGCACCCCUCAUCGUCCCUCGGUUCGACUUUGCCUGCGCUGUCAUCAACGACAAGAUUUACGUCGCUGGAGGGAAAUGCCAGCUCUGCACAGCUACUGGAAUGGCGUCUUCAGAAGUCUACGAUCCAGCACUGGAUGAGUGGCAAUCGCUACCAGAUAUGAGUACUUCCAGACAUAAGUGUGUCGGGGUGACAUGGCAGGGAAAAUUUCACGUCAUCGGCGGAUUCGCCGGUAACAAUGAUUACAUCGGCAAUAUGGAGAGAAGUUCUGCUGAAGUGUACGACGGCGAAGAAUCCCGUUGGAAUUUGAUAAUUGGAAUGUGGCAGCUGGACAUUCCACCGUAUCAGAUCGUCGCCGUCGAUGAUAAGUUGUUCAGCUCCGGCGAUUGCUUAAAUUCAUGGAAGGGACAGAUUGAAGCAUAUGAUUGGAAUUUGAAUAUUUGGAAUGAGGUGGAAGGAUCUCAAUUCGAGGCUCUGUCAGCAACGAAAUUCGUCACGAUGGCGCCAGCUGGAGCUGACUUGUACUUCCUUGCAGGACGUAAGAUGCCAAAUCAUCCUUCUAGGAUGACGUCGGUUGUCCACGUGUUUGAUACGUCUGCAAAUGGUGACGCAUGGAGGAGUAUGGAGCCCAUUGAAGAGGAGGGCGAAAAGGAGCUUUGCAGCCAUUGCUGCGUGGUAGUUAUAAAAUAA